AUGCAUUGUGCCCACCACAUUCAUGCUGCAGUUUCUUUCCGCGGACGGCUAUUGAUCGAGACUAGCCCUCUAACUGUGAACUACACCGCUUCGCCGUUGUUCGAACCCGGUUGGAUUUCUGUGCCCUCGGCGCAAAUAUUGGCUCAGCCCGCAUUCUUCUUCCUCUCUCAAUCGGAAACUAAACCGGAACAAACUCGUUUCUUCUCCGUUCCAGUUGAUCCGAAAUCUGGUCUCUUCUGUGCUCUGCUUCCCAGUGGAACAUAUUUGGCUUUUGCAUCAGCCGGUGCGGAAGACAAUGUUUUGGGCAAAGCGUACGAGGAAGUGGCUCUGGCCGUUUCCCUCCGUCCGGAUCAAAACAAUGGUCGCAUUCAAAUUCGAUUACAAAGACAAGUUUCGAAGAUUGAAUUUCACAGUCCGGCUGAUAUGAACAGACGGUUACAACGUUUGGCAGAGGGCUCGUCUGAAUCACGUUGUGGACAACUUCGAUCCAUUGGUAAAUCGGCCGGCGGAGAAGAUUUGUACGUAUUCGAGAUGGGUUUGAACCGCUCAAUUCUGCGACUAAAUCCCGUCCAGACAAAUAGUGAAGGGAACGAAGAGUACGAAAGGUUGCUGCCCGCAGAUGAAGACGCCUUGAACGGCACUCAGUUGUUUGCUUCUCUGUUUCCCAAAGUGAUCCUGUUUGGCAAUCUGGAUGGAACAGAUCUUCUCACUCCGCAGCUAUUGACCCAUUUUGUCGAGUGGCUCUGUCUGCAUCGAGAAAAUCAGAGCGCUGUGACACGCUUACUGUCGACAGUUCAAUUGGCUGUUAUCCCUGUCCCCAAUCCGGAUCGGUUGUCCACUGCCUGGGAAAACACACUCAGUCAAUCUCGUAGGGAUCUAAUGGAUGAGGAAGUUUGCCUGACCUCGGUUGAAAAUGGUCCUCCAGAAAUCUCGUGGCGAUUUUCGACCACAGAAAGCGAUGGUGAUCGAAUGCGCCUGUGGAAUGAACUCAUUGAUUUGACCAAAGCACGAACAUUAAACCCACAUCAUUGGUGGUGGGAGUCACCACAAGCUGCGAAUCUAUCUGAUUCCUUAUCCGUUGAAGUUAAAACUCUGGUUUCGUGGAUGCGUACUUACCAACCGAAUGCAAUACUCAGUUUACCGUCAGGAGCCUCUUCUCCAUCCAUUGAUUACGGUUUGGAUUUAAUGGAAGGUGAUGUCGCUCAGGAAUGGAUUUCCGAAACACACAAAUGGUUACGUUUCUUGGGUCACUUGAUGGCACCGGGAUUUCAUCGUUAUUCUUCCAUGUGUUCCGAGAAAGGCGCGGUCUCCAAAGCGUUGUUGACAACUUCUCACUCAACAAUUCAGCGAGUUCAUAGGCUGAGAGAACAUCUCAUGUUGAAUACUGUUGCCGUUGGAUCACGCUCUCGCCAGUGGGACUCAUCUCAGCUGAUGCCCCUUGCAUUGUCUUUGGCCUCUAUGUCUCCGGAAUUGGCACUCAAUGAACUUCCCGAACAUCAGCUACAGCACAGUCGAUCUUUCCCUCCCCCGUUGCCUCUAACACCUCCAGUCAGCUUGGCACUGACAUUAUGUCCUGCCUGUCUAGCCGCCUCUCCGAUUGGGAUCGCUCGAGUCUGGAGCGAUUUUCGGUUGCCAAGUCUUUUAGUUGGUUUGCUAAGUCAUGCCAGUUUGACCGCACAAGGAAGUUCCGGCCUAAUCGGACAAGUUGUGGUACGUACCAUCGGUGAAUUAGUUCCUGAGAAAUAG
Echinostoma caproni is the source of this 1746-nucleotide messenger RNA. NCBI's taxonomy places the organism in Eukaryota, Metazoa, Platyhelminthes, Trematoda, Plagiorchiida, Echinostomatidae. The record is from the annotation of a GenBank genome assembly.